AUGGCUAUCAUCGACAACGCCGUCUUCGGUGGCCUGCUUUACGGCGGUUGUGGCUACGCCUUCCUAGGCCUCGUCACCUACACGGUCGUCAACAUGGGAGGCCUCUUGGCCCUACCGGCGUGGUACACCGGCUCGGCGCGCGGGCCCAAGGAGAGGGUCCUGCUCGCGUUGUGGUUCCCCGCCAUUGUCGCGCUGUGGCCUCUCGUCCUGCCGCCCUGGCUGGCGGCCCGGUUCGGCCGUCGGGCCUGCGAGUGGCUCCGGGUGAUGGGCAGGAGGGCCCGGAGUAGGGGAAGGAGACUGUGCUGCGGCGGCGGCGACGGAAGCGUCGACCUGGAGAGCGGGGGCGAGAUCUCUCUCGACGAGGGGAGGCGUUGGGCGAGGCUCGGCUUCUUCGUCAACCCGUUCGAGGACAGGGGCCGGUCCAGGUCCCGUGCCCGCGACGGCCGCCCGGAGGUUUCAGAGAACCGCAGUCCGAUGGACCGCGGCGCCGACGGCUCGGCCGCGGGGUCUGAACAGCAGCAGAAGCAGCAGCAGCGGCCGUUGCCGCUGCCGCCGACCACGUGGUACACCAAGCUGCCCUCGCCCGAGGAGAUGCAGCGCGCGAGGGCCCAGGCGUCUUCUGGCGGCUCGUCGGCGCCGCCGGCCAGCCUCCCGCAGGUGGCCGACAAUGUCGUCUACCCCGAUCCGGCCGGAAGGUCCGAGGUCCUGCGGCGGUUGCAGACUAUCCACGAGGACAAGGGGGGCGAGCUCGGUGGAGGUUGGGAGGAUGUGCGUUUGCGGUGA
Messenger RNA from Colletotrichum graminicola M1.001, 783 nucleotides. RefSeq lists its product as uncharacterized. The record is from RefSeq and is a predicted model, not a curated record. Lineage: Eukaryota; Fungi; Ascomycota; Sordariomycetes; Glomerellales; Glomerellaceae. The coding region runs from base 1 to 783 and encodes 260 amino acids. The transcript has a single exon.